Messenger RNA from Lodderomyces oxycetoniae, 876 nucleotides. RefSeq lists its product as uncharacterized. The transcript has a single exon. Gene Ontology annotation, cellular component: fungal-type vacuole; cellular bud neck. Lineage: Eukaryota; Fungi; Ascomycota; Pichiomycetes; Serinales; Debaryomycetaceae. Bases 1 to 876 code for a protein of 291 amino acids. The record is from RefSeq and is a predicted model, not a curated record.
AUGCGAGAUCCUGUGGCGACUAUCCUUCUGGGAGCUACAACAAUGUUGACCAAACGAGAUGAUGGCCCUAGUACGACGGGUAUGCCUGCGAUGGAUAUGCCCACGUUGACAGACUCAGGUUCGUUCACUACACCUGUUGUUUCAGUGCCCCCAAAUAACAAUAAUCCUUUUAUAAUUAGGCAAAACAAUCCAUCAGGUACGGUGUUUAUAGCGGUAGGAGCUAUUGUUGGGCUGAUCUUACUUGGAUUCAUACUUUACCAUUUGAUUCUUUCCUUGAGUGCAUCUAGAAUGGCCAAGAGAACUAGUGCAUACGAUAGACAUAUGUACGAGAAGUAUCAAAAUAAUAAUAACAAUGCCUAUGGGUUUGCUAAGGUUACCCCCACUUCGACGCUUAGUAAUUUUGUCAAUGAAUAUUCAAACAAUCAUCAUCAAGCAGGCUCCAUUUCCAAAUUACCAUUGUUGAAUAAAUCAUUUGCCUACCAAGGUGUCGGUGGUGGUUCGCAGGCAGGCGAUAAUUCUACCAUUUACCAGUCAGAAAUCGCUGCCCCAACCUCAAAACACGAUUUAACCAAAAUGUUCAUUUCCCCAACAGCCGAGGUUAUGCAACAAAAGAGAUUCAAAGCGCCAUACAAUCAGUCGUUAACAAACUUGGCAUUUGGCGGAUCAACGUCUAAUUUGUCGAAUCCGUCACCUGCUUCGAACCGACACUCUCAACUAGUGCCAAGUUUGUAUAUAGAUAACGAGAUGAACAACAGCGACUACUCGCUCGCUCAAAGUCAGUUUCCGCACCAGCAAGGAGCUCUUGACCAAAACGAUAUAAGACCUAGACCUCCCGUGCCAUCAAUGUACCUUGAAGACUUGAUCGACAAAAAAUAA